GUCAAGUGUCAAAAAUGGCUGUCACCGGUUUGACGUUGCGCUCCUCUUGUAUUUUAUUAUUUUCUACAAUUUUAUUAAUAUUAUCACUAAAAAAUGUCCUGGGAAACCUAAAUAAUCCAACUAUCGGUGUACAUAGACGUUUUGAAUACAAAUAUUCAUUCAAGCCACCAUAUUUAGCGCAAAGAGAUGGCACAGUUCCAUUCUGGGAGUACGGUGGAAAUGCUAUAGCAAGUGCGGAGAGUGUUCGUGUGGCUCCAUCGCUGCGCUCCCAGAAGGGUGCUAUUUGGACGAAAUCGAAGACUAACUUUGACUGGUGGGAUGUUGAAAUCGUGUUCCGGGUAACAGGUCGAGGUCGAAUUGGUGCCGAUGGUUUGGCUUUCUGGUACACGCAAGAGAAAGGUGACUACAAUGGACAGGUCUUUGGUUCGUCGGAUCAAUGGAAUGGUCUUGGUUUAUUCUUCGAUUCGUUCGAUAACGACAACAAACACAAUAACCCAUACAUCAUGGCUGUGGUGAAUGAUGGAACAAAACAAUUCGAUCACCAAAAUGAUGCCACGACGCAGCUUCUCUCAGGAUGUCUUCGAGACUUCAGGAACAAGCCUUUCCCCACCCGUGCUCGCAUUGAGUAUUACAAUAACGUCUUGACCGUGCUGUUCCACAACGGAAUGACCAACAAUAACGAAGACUAUGAGAUGUGUUUGCGCGCAGAUGGUGUGUACCUUCCAAAGAAUGGAUACUUUGGUGUGUCUGCGGCAACUGGUGGUCUCGCUGAUGAUCAUGAUGUCUUCCAUUUCCUUACAACAUCUCUGCAUGCUCCUGGUCAGUUCACCCAACCAGCGGGCACACCUGAGAAUUCUGAAAAACUGACGCAGGAAUUCAAAGAGUACCAAGACAAACUAGACAAACAGAAGGAGGACUACCGCAAAGAUCAUCCUAAUGAGGCAAAACAUGACGAAGAAUGGGAAGAAUUCUAUGAAUCGGAUAAUCAACGAGAAUUGAGACAGAUUUGGCAAGGACAAAGUCAAAUCGGCGAGACACUGCGAGAGCUCUCUCGUAAAAUGGAUGAAGUAAUUGGAAGGCAAGAAAAUACCCUGUCCUUGGUGUCUCGUGGAUUGGGUGGUGCUCAGCAGGCAGCUCCAGUCGCUGGACAACAACCUCCAGCAAUUCAGGGAACAGCCUCUGUUGGUUCAAUUAGCCGAAUUGAUGUAGAUAUGAUGUUGAAUAACCAAAAUAUGCUUAUCAACACUAUUCGAGAGAUAAGGACUCUGGUUGGAGAGAUUAACACUCGUUCAGAUACGAUUAUCAACAAUCAAGCAAAAGCGCCAACUGCUUCGAUUCAGAGUGCUUCAGGCUAUGACGUCCAGGCGUUAGUUGUAGAAAUGCGUGACGGUCUCAAUCAAGUUAAACAAGGCAUGACAGUCGUUGGUCAAAAACUUAAUUCACCAAAUGCAUCGCCACUUGCAUCGUGUCCCUCUGGCAAUUGUGUUGGCAUAACACUAUUCCUUUCCGUGACAGCUGUCCAGCUUCUUUUGGUGCUUCUGUACAAUGUUUACAGAAGCCGGUCUGAAGCUCAGGCGAAAAAAUUCUACUAAGCCAAAUCGAAUAUUGGGGAUCUUUUCAAACAAAAAAAAAAUAUUCAAGUUUUCAACUUUUUUUAUACACAUCUCAAAUCAAAACGUAAACGUAAACGGGAAGAAGAUAAAAGAUCCUAAAUUUGGAGGCUUGUAUCCGAAAAUCUUUUAAAUAUAGGUCAAGUUUAGUACAGAGGAAAUAGAAGUAAAAAAAUAUUAGUCAACUCGUUAAUUUGAAAGAACUGUAAAUGUGUGCAGUACAUCUCGUCAUUCCAUAUAAAUAAACUUUAAGCAAAAAGAAUAAAAACAGAAAAAUUUAAAUAAAACAAAAAAAAAAACAAAAGAACAAGAAUCUUCAUCAUUCAUUAAGUUGUUGUAGAUGUACGUGUACACAAAACUCUACAAAUAUUGCUAGUUGUCUUAUUUUUAUUUACUUGCAGCUAGUUCUUUUUUUGUUAAACAAAAAUAAUUGUAAUUAGCUCUAUCAAAAGAAAAGCCGAAUUGUUAUGUGAUUUAAAUCAUUAAUUUUUUUUUAAAUUAGAAACCGAAAGUGUCUGUUUUCUAUUGUGUUUCUUUUAUUUUCUUUUUUUGACAUAAGAAAAUAAUAAUUAUAUUGUGAAUUUGAAGGUUUAAAAACAA
Molecule: messenger RNA, 2210 nt
Organism: Eupeodes corollae
Lineage: Eukaryota; Metazoa; Arthropoda; Insecta; Diptera; Syrphidae
Gene: ergic53
Product: protein ERGIC-53
Exons: 5
Coding region: 15-1592 (525 amino acids)
Biological process (GO): Golgi organization; endoplasmic reticulum to Golgi vesicle-mediated transport; endoplasmic reticulum organization
Cellular component (GO): Golgi membrane; COPII-coated ER to Golgi transport vesicle; endoplasmic reticulum membrane
Molecular function (GO): D-mannose binding
Source: RefSeq, a predicted model, not a curated record